GUUUCCCCAGUGCAGGGGACGCUCAGAGUGACUGUCCACCUGUCUCUGUUCCAGGUCAGCACAGGCCAUGGCGCUGGGGCUCUUCCGGGUGUGCCUGGUGGUGGUGACGGCCAUCAUCAACCACCCGCUGCUCUUCCCUCGGGAGAACGCCACGGUCCCGGAGAACGAGGAGGAGAUCCUGCGAAAGAUGCAGGCGCACCAGGAGAGGCUGCAGCUGGAGCGGCUGCGCCUGGAGGAGGAGGUGGCACAGCUGGCGGCCGAGCAGGCGGCUGUGGAGCAGGCGGCCGCCGCGGGCCCGCCGCUGAGCGAGACCGGCACCGCCUGGGACCUCUGGAGCACGCUCUGCAUGAUCCUCUUCCUGAUGAUCGAGGUGUGGCGGCAGGACCACCAGGACGGGCUGCCCGCCGAGUGCCCAGCCGGGGACGAGGAUGAACUGCCUGGCCUGGGGGCCACCCCGCUCCUCGGUCUCACCCUGCCCGACAAGGCCACGCUCGGCCACUUCUAUGAGUGCUGCAUCCGGGGGGCCACGGCCGAUGCCGCCCGCACCCGGGAAUUCGUGGAAGGCUUCGUGGAUGACUUGCUGGAAGCCCUGAGGAGCCUCUGCAACCGGGACACGGACAUGGAGGUGGAGGACUUCAUCGGGGUGGGCAGCAUGUACGAGAACUGGCAAGUCGACAGGCCCCUGGUCUGCAACCUCUUUGUGCCCUUCACACCCCCCGAGCCUUACCGCUUCCACCCCGAGCUCUGGUGCUCCGGCCGCUCGGUGCCCCUGGGCGGCCAGGGCUACGGGCAGAUCAAGGUGGUGCGCGCGGACGACGACGCCACGCUGGGCUGUGUGUGCGACAAGACCAAGCUCGGGGAAGACAUGCUGUGUCUCCUGCACAGUCAGAACGGCAGGGGCCUGCCUGGCGGGGAGACGGAGGAGCUGCUGUGUGCCUCGGGGUCCCCGUACCUGGACACCAUGCAGGUCAUGAAGUGGUUCCAGACGGCCCUCACCCGGGCCUGGCACCGCAUCGCCCACAAGUACGAGUUCGACCUGGCCUUUGGCCAGCUGGACACCCCGGGCUCCCUGAAGAUCAAGUUCCGCUCAGGGAAGUGUAUGCCCUUCAACCUGAUUCCCGUGAUCCAGUGCGAGGAUUCGGACCUGUACUUUGCCUCCCACCUGCCCAGGCGGCCCUCCCAGGGGAGCCCGGAGUCCAGCACCGACUGGCUCCUGUCCUUCGCGGUCUACGAGCGGCACUUCCUCCGGAUGAAGUCCAAGGCGCUGCCCGAGGGCGCCUGCCACCUCAGCUGCUUGCAGAUCGCCUCCUUCCUGCUCUCCAAGCAGAACCGCCUGACCGGGCCCAGCGGGCUCAGCACCUAUCACCUGAAGACGGCCCUGCUGCACCUGCUGCUCGCUCGGCCGGGCCAGGACUGGAGGGCCGAGCAGCUGGACGCCCGGCUGCAAGAGCUGCUCCGAUCGCUCGAGAAGAGUCUGCUGGAGAAACGGCUCUGCCACUUUUUCAUCGGCAACCGCAAGGUGCCGGAGGCCACGGGACUCCCGCCGGCCAUCCGCAGGGCCGAACCCCUCAACCUCUUCCAGCCCUUCGUCCUGCAGCGGAGCCUCUACCGCCAGACGGUGGACUCCUUCUAUGAGAUGCUCAAGAACGCCCCGGCCCUCGUGAGCGAGUAUUCCCUGCAUAUCCCUUCGGAUCAUGCCAGCCAGCCCCCCAAAGCUGUCAUCUUAUAGGACAUAGGACCCAGAGGCCAGGCCGGUGGGCACCCCAGCACGCCUGUACCCCGGGGACAUCUACAAGCCUUCUAUGGGAUGAUGGUGGCUCUGUUGGGACCCGUGGCUCUUUGUGCCUGGAAUGCAGAGGUCCGUAGAUAGGAAGCAGGAUUCCAUGGUGGCAGCAGGUGUGCCUGAAUGGCCGUGGGGCCUUUAAAUAGACGUUGUUGUGGGGCUGGGGGGCUGCUCCUGUGCUACGCCACUCUUUCAUCUUCGUGGAUGGCCAGGAUGGGGUCAGAGCCCUCUGUGGACACCAACGUAGAGACACUUCCAACAUGGGCAUUGCACCGCAUGUCCAGUGUUUGCUUGAAGGUUCACAGAGGAACUGCCAGCAUGCUGACUGACCAGGAACGGCGAGAGGACUGCGGCCAGGGCACUGACAGCGACGAGCUGGGGAGUCUGAGCCCUUUGCUCAUGGGCUGCAUGGCACCGGGCAUCCCAUGGGCUGCCACCUGCCUACUCUGUGUGGAGGGAAGACCUGGUAGAGCCCCAAGCUCUUUGGCGGCCACAUUCUCAGCCACAUGUCUCCCCCUCCCCGUAGCAUGGUGGGUCUCAGCAUCUGGGGAGCAGGAGUGGAUGCUGUUGGCAUGGGAGCAGGAGGCUGAUCAGAAGAAGAGGCCCAGCUCCCUGGAACGAGCCUUACUAGCCCCGCCAAGGGCCAAGAAGGGAGUCAGCACCUGGCUCUCCCUUCAGUGUAGACUGGCCACACCCCCACACAACACCCAGUUUAACAGGAGUGCCCAGGGCACCUCAAGAAGGGCAGGAAGGAAGGAGUUUUCCCCCUGCCCCUCACCCCCCCGAGUACACUCACACCGGGACUCAAGAAAGCUCAAGGAGAUGGACAGUGUGCAUGGCUAAGGGCCCAGGGCCCCUUAGCUGCGAGCAGGCCCCUGACACUUCUAGGGGACCUUCCUGAGUGGUCUGGAGUUUCACAGGGUGGCAGGCUUGGGUCUGUCCUCCCUGGCUUGCCCUCCCCUAUCCCACAGCAACUGGGCCCAUGCCCUGGAAUCGGCCUGCACAGAGUGUCUUGUCAGGAGCCAGAUCGGAAUCCAUUUCCCUGGGGAUUCAUCUCCAGAAUCGGGGGUGGACUUCCUUAUUUAUUAUCACCUGUGCCUUUCUUGCCCCUCUGACUUUCCCCCACACCCUGCUUGCGGGGGGACCCCAGCUACCAGAAACCAGCCUCCGAAAGCCACGACCAAACCUGAGUCACCUCCUCGGCUGGACAAAGCCCACUGAGAAAACCACCCUCCGAUGUCCUGUUGGGACUCAGACAGUAGAUUCCCCGACGGGGCCCUGGGGUCUUUUCCGUACCAAAGAUACCUCUGCACUCGGGCGGGGCUCUCGAGGGCACCUGGUGUUUCAUGCGGCCUUAUUUAUAAUAAAAGGAGAAUGAUGCUCUUGCGA
Messenger RNA from Echinops telfairi (small Madagascar hedgehog), 3172 nucleotides. RefSeq names its product inositol 1,4,5-trisphosphate receptor interacting protein (gene ITPRIP). Lineage: Eukaryota; Metazoa; Chordata; Mammalia; Afrosoricida; Tenrecidae. Gene Ontology annotation, cellular component: membrane. Gene Ontology annotation, molecular function: protein kinase inhibitor activity. The transcript has a single exon. The record is from RefSeq and is a predicted model, not a curated record. The coding region runs from base 68 to 1729 and encodes 553 amino acids.